Phragmites australis (common reed) is the source of this 1248-nucleotide messenger RNA. RefSeq lists its product as uncharacterized. The transcript has 2 exons. The record is from RefSeq and is a predicted model, not a curated record. NCBI's taxonomy places the organism in Eukaryota, Viridiplantae, Streptophyta, Magnoliopsida, Poales, Poaceae. Bases 213 to 896 code for a protein of 227 amino acids.
GACGCUUCGUAAUUUGCAUCGCUUCAUGCAAAUAAAAAAGAAUCAAAUUCUAUUCCUUUCCUUUCCUUUCCUUUCUCCCCACAAACGCUGAAGCAACUGCAAAAUAACCACCGUUUCCUUCCAAUCCAGCGAAUCUUCUCCCACCCGACACGGCACAGCAUCCUCUUCCUCUUUGCCCCAUCCACGCCCAAACCCUGGCUAGCCUCCGCGGGAUGGACGAGGACUGGGAGCUCCUCCUCGCGUGCCCCAAGGCCGCCGCCGCGGCCGAGCCGUACGCCGGCGUCGGGGAGGACGACGCCGGCGCCAUCAAGCACGAUUACUUCGACCUCGGCUCCGGCGCCAAGUACCCCAGGAGGGCGUCGUUGUCGAAAGGGGACUCCGAGGAGGAGGAGCUCCUCGCAGACUCCGGCAGCGCGAGCUGGGUGGAGCCGGACCCCGAUGACCUCAUCUUCCCCAGCCGUGACCGCGCGGCGCUGUGGUCGGACUCGUCCUCGGACGGAGAGAAGACCGAGGUCGAGCCGUUCGAGGGGGCCGCGGCGCCGGCGGAGCCCGAGGGGGCGGUGGCGAAGGGAGGAGAAGCGGUGCGGUGGUGGAAGCUGCCGCUGGACGCGCUGCGGGUGUGGGCCCUGCGCGCGGCGAGGAGCGCGUGGUCGGUGCCGUUUGCCGUCGCGCUACUCGGCUUCGCCGUGCUCGGGCGUCGGCUGUACCGGAUGCGGCGCCAGAGCAAGGCCGUCGCGCGCGUCCGCCUCGUCCUCGACGAAAAGAAGGCAUCUCAAUUCAAGGGCCAAGCAUCACGUCUGAAUGAAUCCAUCACGAUGGUGCGGCGAGCUCCGAUCAUAAAGCCUAUGCUUCCUGCCAAUGGAGUGACUCCGUGGCCUGUGCUGGGGCACCUGUGAGAUGUACUUAGAGUUAAUAGUACAAUUACCCCUAGACGCCCAGCGUCACUCGCCUUGCUACUCACUAGCAUUCUAUAUUUCUAUGCAAUGCCAGCGGAUUUACCGGCUACUUGGAGUUUGGAAGUACACAGUUGUGGAAGACCUCGUGAGUUCCCGUUCACGUGGAAUGAUAAUUAGGCCUGCUCUAGUUGAUGUUUCUUUUGUACCCAUGUUUAUAUUUUCUUCUUCUGUAGCCUUAUUUCAUCUUAUGUGCUUAAGCAGCGUGGAUGUAUAUUACUGAACUACCAAUAGCAGUGUGGAUGUAUAUGACUAAAGUACCCAUAAAUCAUUACGAGUGGAAAGUUAGAAACUA